UAAAUUUAUAAUUGAGUGAUCUUUAAUUACCAUAAUCAUCUUAUACUUUUCCUUAAAAAAUCUUCAAAAAGUCAAGAUUUUUCGACGUGGAACUCUGUCUAUCCUUAAAAUAAUCUCAUUGGUCUGACCGCCAUGAAAGGAUUAUUUUGGUAGGUUGAAUUGCAUCUGAUAUUCUGAUAGCUUCAAGCCUCCAACCCCCGUAUUCUACUAUCAUGACAGUGAAAAGAGCAGUAUCUCAUGAAAUUUUUGGUUACCGGAUAGUUAGCGCGGCCAAAUCGCCUGUUAUCUCUAUAACCCUGUUUGCUCUUCUAAUAGUUUUCAUGUUUGCAGAUAGUAUCAUUUCUAACGUAUCGCUGCAGUCAGCUGCCUUCACUGAAAAAGAAGACUCUGAAGUGUUACAGACACCAAAGGUUGUAAGAAAAAUAAAGUCGGAUGUUCCUUCUGUACCAUUGAAAUUUUCUGCAGAAAGAAACACCAUUAAUGUUGAUAAUGAAAAGCCGAAUUCUCUAGUUUCUUUCUCGGGUGUUAGAGAAGAACAGAGAAUUGGGAGAUUCGGGAGAAAACUGCCAGAAUAUGAGAUUUUCAGGUCGGAUGACUUGACAAAGAAGUUUCAUGGUCGAGUUCUGGAAUUCUCCAACCAGACGUGUGAAGUUCAAUUCUUCAUGACAUGGAUUUCAACGGCAGGGUCCUUUGGCAGAAGGGAAAUCUUAGCUGUGGAAAGUGUUUUUAAAGCACAUCCUCAUGGUUGUUUGAUGAUUCUAUCAAGAACCAUGGACUCUGUGCAUGGUUACAGGAUCCUGAAACCGCUACUUGAUCGUGGCUUCAAAGUUCUAGCAGUCACACCAGACUUUCCAUUUCUUCUCAAGAAUACACCGGCUGAAGCUUGGUUUGAUGAUAUGAAGAGUGGGAAAAAGGACCCCGGUGAGAUUCCACUGGCCCAGAAUCUAUCUAAUCUAAUGAGACUUGCAGUUUUAUACAAGUAUGGAGGCGUUUACUUGGACACAGAUUUUAUAGUCCUGAAAAGUUUUAAAGGGCUGAAGAAUACAAUCGGAGCUCAAAGUAAUGAUGCUGUGUGUAAGAAAUGGACAAGAUUGAACAAUGCAGUUCUGGUCUUUGAAAUGAACCAUCCACUUCUAUUCAAGUUCAUACAGGAAUUUGCUUUAACCUUUGAUGGAAACAAAUGGGGACAUAAUGGGCCCUAUAUGGUUUCCAGGGUAGUUCAAAGAGUAGAAGGAAGACCUGGUUUUAAUUUUACCAUCUUGUCACCCAUGGCCUUCUAUCCUGUUGAUUGGAUUAAAAUAGGGAGCCUUUUUAAGAUGCCUAAAGACAGGACUGACUCGAGAUGGGUAGAAGCUAAGCUGCAUCAGCUAAACGGGCAAACUUAUGGAGUACAUCUCUGGAAUAAGCAAAGUAGCAAAUUAAUGAUUAAAGAGGGAAGUGUAAUGGGAAGAUUAAUAUCAGAACACUGUGUCUUGUGUAGAAACAUAUAUAGUUCUUAAAAGCAAAAUUUUCAGCCUGAGGAUGG
Messenger RNA from Durio zibethinus, 1525 nucleotides. RefSeq lists its product as uncharacterized. NCBI's taxonomy places the organism in Eukaryota, Viridiplantae, Streptophyta, Magnoliopsida, Malvales, Malvaceae. The record is from RefSeq and is a predicted model, not a curated record.